CCGAACCAGUCGGCAGUCGUCUUUCCGGAACCGUAUAUCGUGAGAGUCGUCGUCCAGCUACUCUGAAUCGGUAGUACCCUACACCAGUUACUACAUCAAAAACCAAGCGCACAUUAUUAUAUAGGAAUACAAAUCAAGGUUGUUGUAUUUGUACGAUACCUGGAACAAUAGAAGAUAUGAUGAAUAUUAUGGUUAAGCUAUUAGUUUUUUUCAUCACUCGACCAAAUCUGCAUCACCGCAUUACCGGAUUGAAUGACGGAUUAAUUCCCAAGGAGGUUAUCGGUCGAAAGAAAAUAGGAGGUAUUAUGUACUUCUUAAUGUGGUGGGAGAACAGCCAUGAGCUGACAUAUGUCAAGACUUCUGACGUAUGCGAACAGUGUCCACUUCUUGCUAUUGUGUAUUAUGAACGUCAAUUCAGAAUUCAAGAGUUAAGAUGAUUACUGUACAUUGUCAUCGAGAUUUCACAACAUUUGCUGAGCAAAGACUAUAUAAAAAAAAUAAUAAAUACACA
Myzus persicae (green peach aphid) is the source of this 511-nucleotide messenger RNA. RefSeq names its product chromobox protein homolog 1-like. Bases 177 to 437 code for a protein of 86 amino acids. Lineage: Eukaryota; Metazoa; Arthropoda; Insecta; Hemiptera; Aphididae. The transcript is spliced from 3 exons. Gene Ontology annotation, cellular component: nucleus. The record is from RefSeq and is a predicted model, not a curated record.